GGCAAAUGUGGCUUCGCCUUCCCCGAGAGGGGAGGGUGUGUAGUGAGGGGCCGGGAAGGCAAAGGGAAAAGCCAGGGGAACAGGCGUGGAGGCGUGUUUCCUCCCGCCCUUCCUUCUCCUGGACCGUAAUAGGGAGAGGUGGAGAGAGCUCCUGUCUUGAGCUGAGGGGAUCUGGCUUUGUUUGCGUGGAUCGUGGCUGGAAGGAACAGCGGCGGAGGAGACUAUGAUGGCGGAAGUUAUGGGGACGUUGGGUGGGCAAGAAAGACCUUGCGGGGCGCCCCCAGUGGGACAACCCCUUUCCGGGUGGAAGUGGCUUUUCUGGCCGGAAGUUGGGGUAGUAAGGGCGGAACUGUGACAAGGAACCCAGAGGAAGCGCGAGGAAGAAAUGUGGCUACUACUUCCGUCCUUCGACGACCAGUACUCGCGAGAGCAGAAGUCGAAAGCCCCACCCUUGUUAGGGCGGAAAUUGCUUCACCACGGCACAGUUUUUACAGGUCCAUAAUCUUAACAACUCUGUGAGGUGGUUACAGACCAGGCAACUGCGGCUUAGAGAGUCAAGUCACUUGACUAAGGUCAGGAACAGUGACCCAGAGGCAGGUGGACAGAGAAUUCAGGGACUGGCAAGAAGUGAGCUUGAGACCUAGGUUGAAGUUGAUUCCAGACUGACCUCUGGCAUCCAGCACCCAGACACAGGACCAUGGGACCCCAGCAUUUGAGCCUUGUGCAGCUGAUCUGCCUCUUAGUGGCCAUCUCCACUCUGCCUCGAGCUGGGGCUCUUCUGUGCUAUGAAGCAACAUCUUCACUCUUCAGAGCUGUUAGUUUCCAUAACUGGAGAUGGCUUCUGUUGAGAAGUAUGGUGUGUAAGCUGGCCGAGGGCUGUGAGGAGACGCUGGUGCUCAUCGAGACAGGGACCAGAAGGGGAGUCGUGGGCUUUAAAGGCUGCAGCCCAGCCUCAUCUCACCCCCAGCAAGUCUCCUACCUCGUUUCACCACCUGGAUUGUCCAUUGCCUCCUAUAGCCGCGUCUGCAGGACAUAUCUCUGCAAUAACCUCACCAGCUUGAAUCCUUUUAUAAAGCUCAAGGCCAACACUCUUAAGGCUGCAGCAGUUUCUUCCCAUAGUUGCCCAACCUGUGUGGGCGUGCACUCUCAGGAUUGCCUCCCAAGUUUUGUCACCGUGGAUUCUUGCCCCUCCAAUGCCCCUAAGUGUUACAGUUCCACCUUAAACUUUAAGGCAGGGUUUCUCAAUACCACCUUCCUCCUCAUGGGCUGUGCUCGUGAACAGGCCAAACUUUUAGCACAUUUUUACCAGAUUGGGAGCAUCAGUGUGACUGAGGUCCUCAACAUUGUGGAGAAGGCCCAGAUUGCUGGUGCGGAGCCCUCCAGUCGGGGUCCUGCUUGGGGCAUCCUCUUAGGCCUCCUGCUUGCCUUCAGGAACUGAUGAUCUAGCUGGACCAGGCAAACACCCAGACCCCUUCGUGUAACCAAAUAAAGUCAGAGUUGCCUUUAUGUUUGGCUUGG
Messenger RNA from Diceros bicornis minor, 1518 nucleotides. It is a transcript of the gene LYPD4, whose product is annotated as LY6/PLAUR domain containing 4. The record is from RefSeq and is a predicted model, not a curated record. Gene Ontology annotation, cellular component: plasma membrane raft; plasma membrane. Bases 698 to 1438 code for a protein of 246 amino acids. NCBI's taxonomy places the organism in Eukaryota, Metazoa, Chordata, Mammalia, Perissodactyla, Rhinocerotidae. The transcript has 6 exons.